AUGGCAGAGGCCGCCUUUUCGGAGGACGGGAAAUAUUAUUCACUAAUUACACAGGACGGUAGAUUGAGAAUAUGGGACACAGAAACUAAUGUGCUCAAACAGGAGUAUACUCCGGACCUUCAUUUAACAUCACCUCCCUCGUGUUUACAGUGGAUAUCUGUCAAUUCAAAUACAAGUCCCACAAAAGGCGUCAGAAGAAAAUCGUUCAGUGGAAACGAAACACAAUGUAUAGCUUUAGGAACAGCUAGCGGGAAAAUACUUAUAUACUCAGUGAGCCAGGCGCAAAUAGAGACAGUUUUAACGGAUAAAGGCAAUGCUAUUCACAGUAGAGUACAAAGCUUGGAUUGGCAUAGAAAAUACGGUCUAUUCAGUUGCACGAGUGACAGUCAUGUGUGGGAAUGGGACUUGGAGAGUUCUUGUGUUAGAAAUAAAUACAAUAUACAUGUAUAUAGUAAGAACAAACAGGGGAAUAAGAUCAGUGCUAUCAGGAUUGUACCACAUAAUCAGAAAACAGCAGCAAAAUUCCUCAUAUCUUCAUCAUGGCAGAUACGUUUGUGGAGAUUAAAUGAUUCCGAAGCCACCCUCGUCAAAUGUUUGGGCCACAACGCUGCUCCGCGGGCUUUAUUAACUAUUGCCACAGUUAAUAAUAGUAGUUGGUUGAUUGAAGGCUCUCAAACCGAACGCCUCCUAUCUUUCUGGGAUGUAACAAUCACCGAAGAAAAUUUACCACAAGAGAACUCCGAAGAAUCAACACCGUGUAAGAAACAAAGGAAGAAAUCAUUGACUUCAUCAACGGUGCCUGUGCCUACAUAUAACUUUGUUCUUGAAGAUGCUCCGAGGAUCAUCGAUGUUGAACUAAAAGUUGAGAACGGGGCUACAAGACUGUCUUUGGCAGCGGCAACUAGGAGUGGAGUUGUACAUUAUUAUGGACAUUUGCUCAAUGGAGCAUCACCAAAACCUGUCAAGCCGUCAGUGACUAUCCAAGUUACUACAGAGGACGCUCAACCCCUCCCCUUACAAUGUGUGCAACUACCGAAAACUGGAGACUUACUUAUUGGGUAUUGCAGUGGACCAGCUAUAGUGUUUGAGAAAGUUAUACCAGAUUUGAAGACAAAAACUCAAGUCCUUAUACGAGGUGACAAAUCAAAGGAGGAUAAAAAUGAAGUUGUGGCAAAAGAAAAUGAUCAAAUAACUUAUGUUGAGCCAAUGGGUGGAGUUAGUAGGAAACGAGGCAGUGUAGGAGGAAAGGUUGAAGUAACUAUGGAGUCCCGUUUAUCAAACCUGUCUCUGGACGUGAAAAGUCGGAGUAAAACAGCUGUUAAUCAGAACUUGACGAAGCUUUUAAUACAGGGAUUACACUCCAGAGAUAAAAAUUUAAUACUAACGGUUCUUCAACGUAACGACCCAGCGGUGGCUCACAAUACAAUAUCAUGUCUCCCCGUUGACUACAUACCAGCUUUAUUAGAACAACUAACUGAUAUGGCUACUAGGAAAACAAGCCAAUGUUCAUCAGUGUGUACGUGGCUGUGCUCGGUCCUCCAGUGUCACUCGGCCUCCCUACUGGCAACCUCGCCUCAUCACUCGGAACACCUCACACGACUACUGGCUAUAUUCACACAACGGCGCUCCAACCUGUGUCAGCUGCUGAGUCUGAAGGGCCGGCUUGACCUCACGUCGUGCAGACGACUCGCGCCCGAAGGAGACUCACACACACUACUGCAAUAUGAAGAUUCGUCAUCAGAUGAAGAGCUUCCUCCCGAGGGUUACGAGUCAGACAGCCGCCAGUCGUGGGAGGACGGCGACACAGACUGA
Molecule: messenger RNA, 1812 nt
Organism: Danaus chrysippus (African queen)
Lineage: Eukaryota; Metazoa; Arthropoda; Insecta; Lepidoptera; Nymphalidae
Source: the annotation of a GenBank genome assembly